AAGAUCCCACAUGCCAUGGAGCAAUUAAGCCCAUGCACCACAACUACUGAAACCUGAAUGCCCUAGAACCCAUGCUCCACAACAAGAGAAACCCCCAUAGGAAGAAGCUUGCACACCAGAACUAGAGAGUAGCUCUCACUCACUGCAACUAGAGAAAGCCUGUGCAACAACAAAGACCUAGCACAGCCAGGAAAAAAAAAACAAAAAAAAAAACCCUAAGACCUGAAGGAGAACUGGGAUUUGACCAGGUCGAUAGAAUUGUGUUCCAUGCAGGGAUGAUGGCAUACAUGCAAAGGUCCUGAGGUUGAAAUCAGCUUUGUGUAUCCAAAGAAAAAAAGCCCACUCUAAUGAUCCUUUUUAAUGUUGGCAACUACACACUUGCAUCCUUCCUGGGUGUAAACCACCAGGUGGGCCUGGUAGACUUGACCAGAAAUGUUUAGAGACCAAGGUUGGUAAGACAGACCUUUGGAAAUUUCCUGGCUAUCAACAGGAGGCAAUUUAUGCUGCAAACGAUGUCAUUUCCUCCAUUCUGGAGCUGAUGUUGCCUUUCACCUGACUGGCGAAGCUCCUGAGACACAGGAGCUGGUGUGGCCUCACCCUAUGAACACUCACACUCCACGAACCAAUAUACUUUUUCCCACAAAUUCUUCGGAGCUAGUGUCCGCUACUCAGCCCCAUUCUUCCAGGCGGCAAGCAGAGGACUUGCUAGGAAGCCCAGGAAGGACUGUGCCUUGCUUGUGGUCACAGAGGCCAAGCCCUAAUCAUCAUGCCCUACCAACUUCCACUGCACACGUUUCAACUUUUUGGCACAUGUUGGGCCACCUUUUGUGACUUGGGGCUGGGUUUCCCAUAUGACCCACGUUCCCUGUGCCCAUGUUCCUCAUGCCCAGUUAGGGAAAAAUAAACACACACACACACACUGGACCAUCUCAUCCACCUUUUCCUCCCAUCUGCUGAACCUGGGCCCCCAAGGAGCAGUGAGGAGGAGCUGGCAGCGAGCCGUGGGCCACCCGAGCCUCCGCCAGAUUUCCUGACCAAACGCGGGAGGAGAGAUGCCCUGGAUUGUCCUGCUGCUUGCAGCUGGCUCCUUGGCUAUCCCGGCGCCAUCCAUCAUGCUGGUGCCCCCACACCCCAGCAGUCAAGAGGACCCCAUCCACAUCUUGUGCAUGGCCCCCAGGGGUUUCCCAGGGGCGAAUUUCACGCUGUACCAAGGUGGGGAGGUGGUGGAGCUCCUGAAAGCCCCCAAGGACCAGCUCAGGGUCAUCUUCAACCUGAGCGGUGGCAGCAGGGAGGCUCGAGGGGGACCGUUCUGCUGCCAGUACAGUGUGCUUGGCGAGAACAGGCAACCCCAGCUGUCGAACCUCAGCGAGCCUGUGCACAUCUCCUUCCCAGUGCCCACCUGGAUCCUGGCACUGUCCUUGAGCCUGGCUGGAGCCGCUCUCCUCCUCGCUGGACUGGUGACCAUUGCCCUGAUCAUCAGGAAAGUUAAAGUAAAAAACUUGCAGAAGAGACGAGAGCGAGAGUCCUGCUGGGUUAACAUCGCCACCACAGACAUGUCCUUCGACAACUCCCUGUUUACCAUCAUGACAAAGAAAAUGACUUCAGAAGAAGAUGCAGCCAACCUGGAUGCUCCCUCAGGCUCCACUGAGACACCUGGACCUCGGAAGAGGCCCACUUCCACAUCAUCCUCACCUGAGCCCCCUGAAUUCAGCACAUUCCGGGCCUGUUAGGGGAGCCCUUAUCUCUGUCUGCAUGUCCUCUGUUCAGCCCUCCCCCUGGAGCUGGCCAGGCUGUGUAGGGCCUCCAGCUACUUCGGGGACUUCUGGCUGCUGCUUUCUCAGGGAAAUGAACAGAAGAGACAAAGGAGAUUCCUGCCCUUGGGACCUUCAUCGCAGAGAAGCAGAGUGGGAGAGGGGGUGAAAGCAUCGACCUGGAGGCUGGACGGAAAGCAGGAAGCAUCUCAGGAUUUCCAGCUUCUCAACCCACCAGGGGAGGAGAUGCUAGGAUCCCUUCUGGCCUUUAGCUGGGCUGUUGUGAAUCUGAGCCUCGCACACCCCUCUGGUUUCCUCCUUCCCAUCACACCUGACGUGGCCAACCUGACUGGGUUUUUGGAGCAUAGGGUACCCUGGGUGGGGUAUAUUCUGUGUGCCCUGCUGGCAUGCCUAAGUUAUUAAUUAUAAUGUUUUCAGCUGUU
Molecule: messenger RNA, 2194 nt
Organism: Cervus elaphus (red deer)
Lineage: Eukaryota; Metazoa; Chordata; Mammalia; Artiodactyla; Cervidae
Gene: C9H19orf38
Product: chromosome 9 C19orf38 homolog
Exons: 8
Coding region: 1053-1730 (225 amino acids)
Source: RefSeq, a predicted model, not a curated record